AUUGUCAAAGUUGGGGACGUAAAAGCGAGAGCCCUCCCUUUUACGUUAUUUUGUUGAUAAUUUAAAAAAAAUGGCAGAUUCAGCCACAGAAAUACCUCUAAAUAUAGAAGAAAGUGUCCGAGACGCUGUCCAAAAUGGCACGGAUAAAGUAACAAAUAGUAUUGAGGGCGUCGCAAUUGCUUACCUGAGUUUAGUUAUUAUGGCUAUUUUACCGAUAUUUUUCGGAUCGUUUAGGUCAGUGAAAUACCUAAAGGAACAAAAGGAAUCUGGAGAACGUCCAGAGACUAUGUCCAACAAGGAUGCACUGAUGUUCCCAUUGAUUGCAUCAUGUGCACUGUUUGCUCUGUACAUCUUCUUCCAAUUCUUCUCUAAGGAGUAUAUCAAUCUUCUCCUCACAGUUUACUUCUUCUUCCUUGGAGUGCUUGCGCUGAGUCAUCUUCUCAGCCCGAUCAUCUCAUUCAUGGUGCCGGUGUCGAUACCGAACGUGCCCUAUCACAUACACUUCACGCGCGGCGAGCGCGACAACCGCUCCGACAUCAUCAACUACAAGUUCACUUCAUACGAUGUCAUCUGUUUGCUUAUCUCACUCUGCCUCGGCGGCUGGUAUCUGCUUAAGAAGCACUGGAUCGCGAAUAAUCUUUUCGGCAUUGCGUUCGCGAUCAACGGCGUGGAGCUGCUGCACUUGAACAACGUGGUGACCGGGUGCAUCCUGCUCUGCGGCCUGUUCCUCUACGACAUAUUCUGGGUGUUCGGCACCAACGUCAUGGUCACCGUCGCCAAGUCCUUCGAGGCCCCGAUCAAAUUGGUGUUCCCGCAAGACUUGCUCGUAAACGGCCUGAACGCCAGCAACUUCGCCAUGCUCGGCCUCGGCGACAUCGUAGUGCCCGGAAUCUUCAUCGCGCUGUUGCUGAGAUUCGACAAGAGUUUGAAACGCAACUCGGAGUUCUACUUCCGCGCGACAUUCACCGCGUACAUCGUGGGCUUGCUCGCCACUAUACUGAUAAUGCACAUGUUCAAGCACGCUCAGCCGGCGCUCCUGUACUUGGUGCCGGCCUGUUUGGGCACUCCGCUGUCACUGGCCUUGUUGAAGGGGGACAUUAACGCACUAUUCAAUUACGAAGAUCAACCCGUCGUUGAGGGCGCCGCUGACGCGAAAACGAAGAAGUCUGAAUGAGAGCACAAAGGACAUAGUACAUUCGUUACAGGAAACAAAUCCUCUAUUUUUUAUCUGUAUGACAACGGCGAGGGACCAUGGCCCGUGGUUUUAGAAGACGUUUCUUUAUUAAAGCAUUUCUCUGUAUAAUUAUAAUUUGACACUUUAAUUUUUAUUGUUAUCAAUAUUGGUGAACUUCCGAAGUAUCUUCCAAAAUAUUUUUUUUUCUACAGAAUAUUUUUCGUAAUUAAGCAUUAUACAUAUAUAUGACAAUGUUUUGCGCAUAAUUUUAUAGGUUGUACGUUUGAUAGAUAUUUAGAUUUAGUAAAGUAAAGUGUGUAAUAUAAUAUUUGGCUGAACGAUUCCAUUCCUUUGUCAGAUGAAUUAUUUAAAAAGGUUAUUUUAUAUUUUUUUUCUUCUUCAAGAAGUAAUAAUUUGUGUUAAGGUAUUUUAGCAGAAAUCGUUGUAUAUAAAUGUUUUUUUUUUCUUAGAAACGUGAACAUAACUAUUAUUUUUAGCAAAUUAAGUUUAUUUUCUUUUGUUAUAUAUAUGAGAAUAUCAUGGAUACAACUUCUUUACAAGUUACCAUUGGAACUUCAAUUUUCUCUGUUGUCAAAUAAGGAUUUAUUCAAUUUAAACUGGUCGAUAUUGUAAGGCAUACGAGGGUCAAACUGAAAGUUCUUAGAAAAUCAAAAACUGAUUACAUUAGCCAGUUAUUAGUUUUAUUAUAUCUUUUCAAAAUAUUGUCCAUUCACGUCAAUACACCGCUGCAUGCGAUGGAACCACUGGGAAAAGCACUUUGCCCACUCGUCCUUAGGGGUCUCUUCAAUGGCAUCGCGAUACGCAGCCACCGCUUCUUCAGCAUUCAUAAACCGCUUUCCUUUAAGUUUUUCUUUAAUUUUUGGAAAUAAAUAAAAAUCACAAGACGCGAGGUCGGGGCUAUACGGCGGGUGACCCAGUAAUUCAACGUUUGAUGUCGCCAAAUAGUCGAUCGUUCGCUUGGCGGUGUGCGACGAGGCGUUGUCGUGGUGAAGGAGGAUCCUACUGCGAGGUCGUUUCUCUCGAACUUUUUCCAAGACAAGUGGCAAACAAUUGGUAGUGUACCAUUCUGCAGAAACUGUUUUUUGAUCCUCUAACACAAUUGUUGCAAAAUGACCUAUCCUUCCAAAGAACGAGGCCACCAUUUUUUUUCCCGCACUUCGAUCUCUCUUCACUUUAGUUGGCAACUCCUCGAAAGGAAACACCCACUGAGCAGAUUGUCUUUUGGUUUUAGGAUCAUAACAGUAAAUCCAGCUUUCGUCACCUGUUAGUAUGUCGAACACAGCAUUUGAGUCACCUCCGUUAAAUCUUUCAAUCAUUUUACGACACCAAUCCACACGAUGGAGUUUUUGAGCCUCAGUCAAAUUAUGAGGUAUCCACCGGGCGCAAAGCUUCCUGACCGCUAAAUGUUCGUGGAGGAUUUUGUGCACUUGACUCAUACCGAUGCCUAAGCUUGUCCGAAUCUGUUGAUAGGUCACUCUUUUGUCAGUCUCUAUCAUACGCCGCACAACACAGAUGUUAUCUUCAGUCGUCGCCGUAGAAGGCCGUCCCUCACGUAAAUCAUCAGUGAGAUUAGUGCGACCACGUUUAAACUCAUUAAACCAGUUGUAAACAGUCGCACGAGAUGGGGCUUCAUCGUGAAAGGCCAAUCGUAGUCUAUCAUAACUUUCUUGUUGACUUAAAUGACAUCGAAAGUCAUAAAAAAUCAUUGCACGAAAAUUUUCUCGUGUUAAAUUCAUGAUGACGUGACACAGACAAUUUUCAAUUUGCCGCCAAAUCGUAAAACAAAUGACAAAUGAAUGAAAUAUAUACUCAGUAAUAUUGGCAAAGAGUUAUAUUUUCAAAUUUUAGAAUUAUUUUUUUAUUAUAUUGUUUAUAAGUGGCCAGUUCUAAGAACUUUCAGUUUGACCCUCGUAUUGAAAUUAUUUUUAUAAUACAUAUAUAAUAAAAUUUAAAUACUCCGAAUGAAAUCGCCUUAAUUUUUAUUGGUUUAUUACGAAAUUUCAUAAUUUAACCGAUUUUCCUUUGAAACUUUCUAUGUAGUUUUAUUGUUAAAAUUAUUUAUAUAUUCUUUUGAUCUGGAACCCAAAUUCUACAUUUAAGCUCCUCUAUGACGUCCUUAGAAACUUUAUACCAUGUACUUAUAAUUGUUAGAAUAAUCAACUUAAUGGUAUGGUAAUCAAGGUCAAUUUUAUUUGGCGAGAACUCCAUUCGGUAUGAUAAACAAGAGAGCUAUAAUAAAUGAACUCGGAAUUGAUAUUUGUUUAAUUUCCAAGUGGAUCUCAUCUCAUAUACCUGUUGUAACGUUGUUCUAUUUAAU
Messenger RNA from Diatraea saccharalis (sugarcane borer), 3512 nucleotides. NCBI's taxonomy places the organism in Eukaryota, Metazoa, Arthropoda, Insecta, Lepidoptera, Crambidae. The record is from the annotation of a GenBank genome assembly.